Molecule: messenger RNA, 1739 nt
Organism: Westerdykella ornata
Lineage: Eukaryota; Fungi; Ascomycota; Dothideomycetes; Pleosporales; Sporormiaceae
Exons: 1
Coding region: 51-1544 (497 amino acids)
Biological process (GO): late endosome to vacuole transport via multivesicular body sorting pathway; vesicle budding from membrane
Cellular component (GO): ESCRT III complex; cytoplasmic side of plasma membrane; multivesicular body
Source: RefSeq, a predicted model, not a curated record
CCUCCUCCGACUCCAACAGGCCUUUCGCUGGCCCCACACGGACACCCACGAUGAGCGAGUUGCUCCAGUUCAUCCUGCAGCAUGAAGAAGCUUUCAAGAGCAGGAACCGUUUGGCCUCGUUGUACGCCGACUUUCGUACGCAGUUGAAUACGAAUCCCGAUGGGUACCACGCGAAUAUUUCGGCCUGGAAGAAGGCGCUGGCGGAUGCGGCGAGGCAUGGAGUCAUUCCUGCUCCGGGAGGAAUACAUCAUUCGAUGAAGAUUAGGACGGGGGAAGAGCUUCUGAGGGCGUUGCAGCACCCAACGUACGGCAGGCCGACGUGUUUAUCUGCUGUCUUCCAGGAUGCCGUCUCGAAGAAAGAAUUCCUUCCUUUGCACGAGUUUCUACACGCUACAACGAGUAUAUAUAAGCACUCCUGGGUGCCAUCUCCGCUGGCGGUGGUCAAGUGGGGCCUCCGACAUAUUGGCGUACUCGGACAACCGGGUUUGGGAGACAAGCUCGGCAUAGGAGAGUUUGUGGUCUUGAGCAAUGUAGAAGUUGCCGCUACAGAGAUCAUAACCCGCAUGAAGUCGCAUACAUUUGCCGUCGAUCGAAUUAUGUCACGGGCGGACUUUCACAGGCGGUUUGCGGAUGCUUUGGAUGGCAGGUAUGGCGCGAUGUUAAGCGACCAGGAUUUGGAUGUGAUAUUGGUGUUUCUGGCUCGGGACAAACAAGCAAUAGCAUACGACGGCACGACGAUCAAGUUCAAGGCAAGCACCGAGGCGCUCCCGACACCGAUCGCCCAGGAAGAUGAAGCAAUCGCAAAACUUCGAGACACACUCCACAAGAUCAACGCCCAGUUACAGCCGUUGCAACAAAGAGUAGAAGAGGCCGACGCAACAGUACGAGAGGCUGUAAAGACCAACCAAUUGGUGAAAGCGAAGGUGGCACUUCGGUCGAAGAAGCUGGCGGAGGCAGCGUUGCAGCAGCGCACAGACGUCGCGCUGCAGCUCGAAGCCGUUUACUCUCAACUGCAGCAUGCGGCAGACCACGUUGAGGUUGUUGAGGCAAUGAAACAAGGUGCCGUUGCUCUCAAGGCUCUCAACUUGAAGGUCGGAGGCGCAGAGGGCGUGGCGGCUGUUGUGGACACAUUGAACGAGGAGAUGGCUACAACAGAUGAGAUUUCUGCCAUCAUCAACGAGACUGGUGCGCCUCUGGACGAGGGAGAGAUCGAUGACGAGCUGGAAGCCCUGGAGACCGCAGAGAGGGAGAAGCGCGAGCAGGAGGAGAAGGCCGAGAGGGAGAGGAAAGAGCGGGAAGAGGCUGCCGAGAGGGAGAAAAGGGAACAGGCUGAGGCUGCCGAGACCGCUGCAAAGUUAGCCGAGCUUGAGCAGUAUGAGAAGGAAGUGAAGGAGAAGGCUCAGGAGAAUGCGGCGGCGAGGCACGAGGAUAUGGAACAGACCAUCGAAGGCGCUUCGCAAGAUAUGUCACGGUUGUCAUUUCACCAGGAGGUCGAUGAAGACGAGGAAGCCGCCGAGCAAGAAAGAGUUCCCGUCCCUGCAUAGAGAGGCGCGGUUUUGUUCAGGGGAAUCAGCGGCCUAUACGUCUUUUGGAUACCCAUUCUCAGGCAUCGGGUAUGGCGUCCAGGUUCUUCUAUUAUGGUCAUAUACAUUCCCAGGGGAGGUAUAUAUCUUGGGGACACAUAGGCUGAAAGCAACCGAAGUAUUCCGGUAGCGGGUAUAACAUGCAUUAUUCCCAAC